AUGCCCGUUUUUUUUCAAGAGACACGGAUGUUGGGCUCUGGCAGUUUCGGAGCAGUGUUCCUGUGCCGCCAUGUCUUAGACGACAUGAUGCUUGGGGACUAUGCUGUUAAGAAGGUGCCUGUGGGCGACAACAAGGUUUGGCUCCGCGACAUGGUUCGAGAGGUGAAGACAUUUGAACGUUUACAUCAUCCCAACAUUGUAGAGUACAAGCACUCUUGGUUGGAGCUGUCGCGGAGGUCUGAGUUUUGUCCCUUCGUGCCCUUUCUUUUCAUCCUGAUGCAAUACUGCAACGGGGGCUCCUUAGCCGAAAUCAUAUGGCAUGACGGCAACCUUGCCACGCCCAAAGAGCCUCUCUCAACAGAGCAAACCUGGCAUUUUCUGCUGGAUAUUUUGCUUGGCCUGCAGCAUUUGCACAGGCAAGGCAUCCUCCACCGUGACUUGAAGCCGACCAACAUUCUGCUCUCGUGGCCAGAGGAGAAUAGCCGGCGGACCCAAAGUCCAAGGGCUUUGCUUAGUGACUUCGGCACGGCCCAAGCCUUCGGUGAGCCACCCGCCAGUGCUACAGCCGCUGCAUCUCGGGGGUACACUGGCACGGUGGAGUACACUGCUCCGGAGCUCCUGUUUAGAGAAGAUGAGCAGGAACGUGAGUAUUCAGAAAAGAGCGACAUGUGGUCCCUUGGCAUGGUUCUCUAUGCCAUGUGCUUCGCAUCCUUGCCUUUCUUUCAUGACGACCCUCAUGUGCUCAAAGGCCUCAUCAAGGCCUUUGUCGAAGAGAAGCGGAGUGCUAGCCGCGCCGAGGCUGCUACACCAAGCGCAGAGGAGGACGCUUCCAGUUGGCUUCCCUUUGACGCUGGGGGUCGCAUUGGACCCUUGCGCUUGGUCCUUGCAGCCUUGUUGGCACUGGACGCACAUCGUCGCCCGGCCACCACAGAUCUCCUGGAAAACCCAGUCUUCAGGCGGCAAGCCAGGAGAUAUCUCCGCAAGCAAGAAGACAAGAGCACUGCUUUGCCCAUUGACUCCUCAUUCAACUGCUUCGAUUGA
Molecule: messenger RNA, 1041 nt
Organism: Durusdinium trenchii
Lineage: Eukaryota; Dinophyceae; Suessiales; Symbiodiniaceae
Source: the annotation of a GenBank genome assembly